Messenger RNA from Lithohypha guttulata, 1173 nucleotides. RefSeq lists its product as uncharacterized. Bases 1 to 1173 code for a protein of 390 amino acids. The record is from RefSeq and is a predicted model, not a curated record. Gene Ontology annotation, biological process: carbohydrate metabolic process. Lineage: Eukaryota; Fungi; Ascomycota; Eurotiomycetes; Chaetothyriales; Trichomeriaceae. The transcript has a single exon.
AUGCCUUCACCACUCACCAUAGCAAAUUUCAAAGCUGCCGAAAUCCACGAAAAGAUCCACGCCCUGGCACACAACCUCGUCAACAUCAAAGACGAAACAGGUAAAUUCCUACUCAAAUUACCCGACGGCAGAGUCAUCGAUACCAAAGGCUGGAACGACUGGGAAUGGACCCACGGCAUCGGCCUUUACGGCCUAUACCAGUGCUACUCCCUCACUUCAUCACCUGAAACCCUCAACAUCAUAACAUCCUGGUUUAAAAACCGCUUCGCCGAAGGAACCACAAAGAACAUCAACACCAUGUCCCCGUUCCUGACCCUCGCAUAUCUCUACGAAGACACCCACGAACGAAGCUACCUCCCCUGGCUCGACUCCUGGGCCGAAUGGGCCAUGCACGAGCUUCCCCGGACGAAAUACGGCGGCUUCCAGCACAUGACUUAUCUUGAAUACAACGACAACGAACUCUGGGACGACACGCUAAUGAUGACUGUCAUGCCCCUCGCGAAAAUCGGCCUCGUGUUAAACCGCCCGCAUUACGUCGAAGAAGCGAAGCGCCAGUUUCUGCUGCAUGUGCAAUACCUGCAGGACAAGGAGACUGGAUUGUGGUUUCACGGCUGGAAAUUCGACAGUGCUGCUAAAGGUGGAGUAGGUCAUAAUUUCGGAAGGGCAAGGUGGGCGAGAGGGAAUAGCUGGAUUACUAUUGCGAUACCUGAUUUUAUUGAGCUGUUGGAUUUGCCGCCGAACGAUCAUCUAAGGAUGUAUCUUGAGUCCGUGCUUGAGCAGCAGGUACUUGCUUUGAGGAGGUUACAGGCAGAUGGUGGGUUGUGGUUUACGCUCUUGGAUAUACCCGAACAGCCUGGCAAUUAUGUUGAGUCUUCGGCGACGGCUGGGUUUGCGUACGGGAUACUGAAGGCUGUGCGGAAGCGUUACUUGGCACUGGAGUACAAGGAGGUCGGGCUGAAAGCUGUGCAAGCGGUGGUGAAGAAGAUCAACAGUAAUGGUGAGCUAAUAGACACGAGUUUUGGAACUGGCAUGGGUCACGAUUUGCAGCACUAUUUGAACAUUGAGAGGACGAGUAUGCCGUAUGGUCAAGCAAUGGCAAUCAUGGCCUUGGUUGAAUUUCUGAGAGAGUAUUUGGGGUAUCGUGAUUUCAGCCAUCUCGACAUAAGGAAGUAG